AUGGACAUUCCUUCUACCCAAACGGCAGCUCUUCUGCCCCCAACAGGAGCUUCACCAACCGCGCGCCUCCAAAUCCGUCAUGAUCACCCCGUGCCAUCACCCACGAAAGGGGAAAUCCUCGUGAAGCUGGAGUACUCGGGCGUAUGCCACUCAGACGUACACAGCGUGCGCGGGGAGACCCCUAUGUUGACCGACGUGGCGGGCCAUGAAGGCGUAGGGAAGGUGGUCAGCGGCAAUGGACUUGAAAAACGAGAUUGGUUAGGCAAGAGAGUGGGCAUACGCUGGCUAUACAGUUCCUGCCUGCGAUGCGAGAUAUGCGCCAUCAAUACUACGGCGUGUCCAUAUCAAAAGAACGCCGGAGCAAAUGUCCCAGGAACAUUUCAACAAUAUAUUGUCAGCCCUGCGAAUCAUGUCACCAUAAUCCCUCCGGAACUGAAGCCAGAUGUCGCUGCGCCGCUUCUGUGUGCUGGGAUCGCCAUGUACUCCUCGAUAAUGAAGACGAAGACGCGCCCGGGUGACUGGAUUGUGCUUCCCGGAGCAGGCGGCGGGUUGGGUCACAUGGGUGUUCAGAUUGCCGUCAAGAAAGGUCUCAAGGUUAUCGCAAUUGAUAGCGGCGAGAAGAAAAGACAACUGUGCCUCUCCCGCGGGGCUACCAGUUUCCUAGACUUCAAGACGGACGACAUCGAGCAGGAGGUCAAAAGCUUAACAUCCGGCUUAGGUGCGCACGCCGUGAUUUGUACCGCCAAUAGCGAGCAAGCGUAUAUUCAGAGUAUGAGCCUGCUUCGUCGGCUAGGAGUGCUGGUCUGUGUCGGUAUUCCGAACGCACCGUUCCGGCUCCCAGCCACCCCAUUUGAUAUGAUCGUCAAAGGGCUCACGAUUGUAGGCAACUCGGCUGGCACUGCAGAGGAGAUGGACGAGUUGAUGGAGUUGGCUGUAGCAGGUGACGUUGAGGCGCAUGUUGAGGGAUAUGAGCUGGAAGAUAUAGAUGAGGUUCUGGAUCGACUGGGCCGCUCGGAAAUUGAUGGAAGGGCUGUUGUGCGUAUUCCCUGA
Molecule: messenger RNA, 1050 nt
Organism: Aspergillus saccharolyticus JOP 1030-1
Lineage: Eukaryota; Fungi; Ascomycota; Eurotiomycetes; Eurotiales; Aspergillaceae
Product: zinc-dependent alcohol dehydrogenase
Exons: 9
Coding region: 1-1050 (349 amino acids)
Molecular function (GO): oxidoreductase activity
Source: RefSeq, a predicted model, not a curated record